AUGCAAGGCUUUGCGGCAUCCAGUCACGACCUUAUGCGCCACAAAUUUGUCUUUAUCAUUGAUGACGCACACACUACUUACAACAACUCUGAGCUGUGGUUACUUCUGCAUUCGGUGAACCAAGAUCGCCUCGCAAACAUCCCAGGGGCCCGUUUCUGUAUGUUCAGUGCAUUCGGUACCCCCGAUAGGGGUGUUAUGCCCCACAACAUGGGGAGUGACCUAUUGGUAUUCAAUAAGAAUCAACGUCUUUUCUUGUCCCAGCGUUUUGCUGAGGAGAUCACCCUUUUCUACACCCGAGAUGAAUUCGAUCUAUACAUCGAAAUGCAUUUCCUGGGUCGAGGGUCUGACUAUGAGAUCUGCGAAGUUUUGAAAGACCGAAUCUUUGGACUAACUGAGGGCCAGCCUGAAUUGAUGGAUGCAUUCAUGCAUCUCUGCGACAUGUGGUACGAGGCAUGGUACAAAAAAGAUCAAAUUGACCUCAUGAGCUUCGACGACUAUGAAAUUAACUUUGUUGGUCUUCCACUUUCGCCCGAAACCUUUUUCCCUCCUGAACAGGAGUUUGAAGUUCUUCGUCAUGCUCAUUACCACGACUCUCAAGGCCUUAUCUUCGACCCAUCAAGUGAGGAUAUGCUAUCAUGCCCCACGAAAGGUUGGCUGCACAUGGAAGAGGCCCCACGAGGAGGAUUCAAAUGUUACUUUCCAACCGUAUUUCACGACAGGCUCGUGGUGUACCUCGUGGGAGUCCAGGAGCUUAGAUAUCCCACUUCCCCCUCAUUGAACAGAGCGGAACUUGAAUUGAUGUUGAAGAUGCGAAACAUGACGAUUUCCUAA
This is a messenger RNA of Penicillium concentricum, 831 nucleotides long. RefSeq lists its product as uncharacterized. Lineage: Eukaryota; Fungi; Ascomycota; Eurotiomycetes; Eurotiales; Aspergillaceae. The transcript has 4 exons. The coding region runs from base 1 to 831 and encodes 276 amino acids. The record is from RefSeq and is a predicted model, not a curated record.